Oryza sativa Japonica Group (Japanese rice) is the source of this 1597-nucleotide messenger RNA. RefSeq names its product putative 3'(2'),5'-bisphosphate nucleotidase, mitochondrial. Gene Ontology annotation, biological process: sulfate assimilation. Gene Ontology annotation, molecular function: 3'(2'),5'-bisphosphate nucleotidase activity. Lineage: Eukaryota; Viridiplantae; Streptophyta; Magnoliopsida; Poales; Poaceae. The record is from RefSeq and is a predicted model, not a curated record.
AUACCUGCGAAUAUUCCGGUGACAGCAUUGGGCCGUCUCGCUCCCGCCACACGCGCGAAUGCCGCUCCUCCACCUCUCGCCGCCGCCGCACCGCCUCCUCCUCGCCGGCGGCGGCCGCCGCCGCCUACUCCUCCCGGCGGCUCGCCGCCGCUCCCUCGUCCGCGUCAGGGCGGCGGCGUCGGCGGCCGCGGCCGCGGCGGAGGCGUACGGGCUACCCUUCCCUCCUGAGCGCGCCGCCCACCACCGGGAGCUCGCGGCGGCCGCCGCGGCCGUCGAGCGCGCCUGCCGCCUCUGCGUAGACGUGAAGAGAACGCUGCUUUCGGGUGACAAGAAGAUUCUUGAAAAGAAUGACCAAACUCCUGUCACAGUUGCAGAUUUUGGAGUACAAGCUCUUAUUAGUUUAGAGCUCCAGCGAUUGUUUCCGUCAAUACCUCUGGUGGCAGAAGAGGAUUCAGCUUCUCUGAGGUCAUCCAAUACUGAUGAUAACAGUAGUAAUGUUCUUGUUGAGUCAAUUUCAAGUGCUGUUGCAGAAAAAGUGAGUAACGCCAAUUCACUUUUAACUCAUGAUGAUGUGCUGAGAGCUAUUGAUAGAGGAGGCAAGAAUGCUGUAUCCUUUGAUUCAAAUCCUGCUAGUUAUUGGGUACUUGAUCCAAUUGAUGGCACAAAAGGUUUCUUGGGAGGGGACGAUGCUCUGUAUGUGGUGGGGCUGGCUCUUGUGGUAAAUGAAAAGGUAGUAGCAGGAGUGAUGGGAUGUCCUAAUUGGUCUAAUGCUACCAUAGCCAGCAGAAAAGAAGACAGCGCUGCUGCCCAACCUGAUCAUGGGAUCCUUAUGAUUGCUCAUGUGGGCUGUGGAACUUGGUCUAGGCAUUUGUCUGUCGAUAUUGGCCAGUUCACUACGGCACAGAGUACUUGGAAUAGAUGCUUAGUGGAUUCUUGUUCAGUUGUGAACAUGGCACGCUUUUGCAUUCCUGAUAGCCAAACCUGGAAUAUGAUACCGCUAUCUGUUCUCUUCAACUCAACAAUGGAUGAAUCCAAUCCUAGAGAUGAGAAUGAAAUUCUCCUCUUAUCUGUUUACUGUGGCAGCUUGUGCAAGUACCUAACUGUAGCUUCUGGGAGAGCCUCCGUUUUUGUACUUCGAGCACGGACGAAAAAUCUCAAGUCUUGGGAUCAUGCUGUCGGAGUAAUUUGUGUACAGGAAGCUGGAGGUCAGAUUAGUGACUGGAGUGGGAAACCGUUGGAUCUUGCAGCUGACCUAACUGGGCGCAGAGACAUUUACCCUUCAGGUGGUGUUCUCGUCACCAACGGUGCUCUGCACGGCAAGCUGGUUGAAAUGAUCUCAGCAAAUCACAAGUAGCGGCAAAUUUUGCAUAACUGCGCACAUAACACAGAUUUUUCUUUUGUUAACAUUUUACCUCAUCAACCAUCAAAAUGUAUUUGGUCUCUCGUUCGGGAGAGAAACCUUGCAAACAUGUUCAGAUUACUUCCAGUAUCAUUACAACAUACAACACAACAGAUAUACAUGACAGAAGGCAUUGUUCCCCAAUGAACAAUAGUACCUGAUUACCUGAAGAUACAUGCAAAUAUGUUGCUGGUCUAA